Molecule: messenger RNA, 1580 nt
Organism: Daucus carota subsp. sativus
Lineage: Eukaryota; Viridiplantae; Streptophyta; Magnoliopsida; Apiales; Apiaceae
Product: cytoplasmic 60S subunit biogenesis factor REI1 homolog 2
Exons: 5
Coding region: 135-1340 (401 amino acids)
Biological process (GO): ribosomal large subunit biogenesis
Cellular component (GO): preribosome, large subunit precursor
Source: RefSeq, a predicted model, not a curated record
AACCAAUACGCAAGCGCGAUUGUCACCUCAAUAAUCUCUUAUUUUUCCUCGCCGUCGCCGCUUAUAAAUAUCUAAUACACAUUUCUACACCGCCGUAUAUAUCAUUUUCUUCGAGAAAAAAAAGUGAAAUAAAAAUGGUUGGAUUGGGCUGUAACGCUUGUAACAAAGAAUUCGCCGAUGAUUCUGAGCAGAAGCUUCAUUACAAAUCUGAAUGGCAUCGCUACAAUCUCAAACGCAAGGUGGCUGGGGUUCCUGGGGUUACAGAAUCACUCUUCUUAGCUAGACAGGCUGCACUUGCUGAAGAGAAAAAUAAGUCGAAUGAAGGCCCAAUGCUCUACAGUUGUGGACUCUGUGGAAAAGGAUACAGAAGCUCCAAGGCUCAUGUGCAGCAUCUCAAAUCAAAAAGUCACAUUCUGCGUGCUUCACAGGGAGCACAUGAUGAAGCUGAGGGAGCUACUAUAAUCAAGCCUCUUCCACCUCGUAAUCUUAAGAAAACUCCCCAACCAAGGCUGGAAGAGAACUAUGAAAGCGAAGAAAGUGAUGAAUGGGUGGAGGUCGAUGGUGAAGAAGAAUCUAUGGCUGACAUGGAUGUUAUUGAUGAAGACUCUGAUGGCGAUGAAGAUGAUAAUAUGCAGAUUGAUUUGGAUCCGUCUUGUUGCUUUAUGUGCGAUCAAAAGCAUAAAACUAUAGAGAGCUGUAUGGUUCACAUGCACAAGCAGCAUGGCUUUUUCAUCCCUGAUGUUGAGUAUUUGAGUGAUCCCACUGGUCUUCUCACUUAUCUUGGCCUCAAGGUCAAGAGGGACUUCAUGUGUUUGUAUUGCAAUGAGAGAUGUCAUGCUUUUAACAGUUUGGAAGCCGUCAGGAAACACAUGGUGGCAAAAUCUCACUGCAAAGUGCACUUUGGUGAUGGUGGCGAUGAUGAAGAAGCAGAGUUGGAAGAGUUCUAUGAUUACAGCAGCAGUUAUGUUGACGUGGAUGGGAAGAAGCUAGUUUCAUCAGAUGAUCAGACCAAUGAGGUUGAGCUUGGACAUGGUGGGUCUGAGCUCAUUAUUACUCGAAAAACAGAUGAUAAGAUAUCAACAAAAGCACUAGGAUCAAGGGAAUAUAUGCGCUACUACCGCCAGAAACCUCGGCCAUCGAGUGAGAAUGACAUUAUGAUCUCUGUUGCAUUGGCAUCAAGGUACAAGAGCAUGGGGUUGACAACUGUACAAUCGAAAGAGAACAGGGUCAGGAUGAAGGUGAUGAAGGAGAUGCAGCGAUCAGGGGUGGAAGCUAUGAGGUCCAAGAUCGGCAUGAAGAGUAAUGUCAUUCGCAAUCUUCCCAAGAAUUGUACUUAUUAAGAUCUUCAUCUAAAGUACCAUAGUGCACCAACCAUAUCUUGUUUGGUGGCUUAUGCUUCAGUAUACGAUGCUAUACUAUAUAUUGCUUGGGUGAAUUAGCAAUGUGACAGAGAUGUAUGAACUCAUAUUUGGAUGUUAUUUUUUUCUGGAGUUUGUGAUACAUUUUACAGUUUGUAUGGCACUGUAGUGCGAGACUAAUGAGUUGCAGAAUUAUGCCUGGAACUGGAAACCAUUUGGACC